Molecule: messenger RNA, 2049 nt
Organism: Tripterygium wilfordii
Lineage: Eukaryota; Viridiplantae; Streptophyta; Magnoliopsida; Celastrales; Celastraceae
Product: PKS-NRPS hybrid synthetase CHGG_01239-like
Exons: 5
Coding region: 38-1279 (413 amino acids)
Biological process (GO): regulation of DNA-templated transcription
Source: RefSeq, a predicted model, not a curated record
UUCAACUGUGAAGGAAAUCAUUGGGAUACUGUAGAAGAUGGAAAAUAAUGAGUCGAAGAAGGAGAUUAGAAGUACAAAUGAGCUUCAACAAUACGGAAACACCAUUCUCGACAUUGAAAAUAAUGGCCAUGGCAUAAAGGAUGAAUCUACCAAAGAGAUUAUUAGUAGUGGUGAUUUGUUCAUGGUUGAUUAUACAAGCGAAUUUAUCACAUAUGACAUAUACAAAAGCAAAGAAGAUUUGAUUUCCUGGGCUCGAGCAGCUGCCAUACGAACUAGACAUGUCCUUACAAUUAGAGCAUCUGAUGUUGGUGGAACCGGUAGGAAGCCACGAAUUUUGCUUGCGUGUGAACGGUUUGGUUCAUAUAGGCCAGUGAUUAGUAAUGAGACAAAAAGUGUCAAAAAACGUAUGUGCACUGGUACAAAGAAAUGUGGUUGUCCAUUUUUACUGAGGGGAAAAACAACUGCAAAUGGGGAUGGUUGGAUUUUGGAAGUCAUUAAUGGAAAGCACAAUCAUCCCUCUGCAAUGUAUUAUGAGGGGCAUAGUUAUGCUGGGAGAUUGACCCAUGAACAGACGGAGCUUUUGGUUGAUAUGUCUAAGAAUAUGGUUAUGCCGAAGGAAAUUCUUUGCACCAUAAAACAGAAAGAUCCAUUAAAUGCAACCACACUUAGGACUAUUUACAAUGCACGACAUAAGCACAAAGUCAUUGAAAAGGCGGGGAGGACGCAAAUGCAAUAUCUUUUGGGUAAGCUUUCUGAGCACAAGUACUUUGAGUACCAUAGGGCUUCUACUGAUGGUACUGACACAGUCGCUGAUUUGAUUUGGGCUCAUCCGAAAAGUAUUGAUUUGCUACGUACUUUUCCACGUGUGUUAUUGUUAGACUGUACAUACAAAACAAACAGAUAUCGCAUGUCAUUAUUAGAGGUUGUCGGAGUUACAUCAACUAAUCUUACAUUCUCAGUUGCAUUUGCCUAUCUAGGAAGAGAGCGUGUGGAAAACUAUUUAUGGAUACUCUUGAGGCUUCGAUCAUUUAUGGAGGAUUAUGGGUGCGAUCUCCCAUCAGUUGUUGUGACGGAUAGAGAAUUAUCUCUUAUGAGUGCCAUUGAGUCUGUUUUUCCUAAUGCUAAGCAUUUAUUAUGUCGUUGGCACAUCAACAAAAAUAUUUUGGCAAAGUGUAAGAAGAUGUUUCGUGACAAGGAAACAUGGAAUUUGUUUAUGAGUGUAUGGGGUACUGUGGUUGCAGCAAACACUGAGGUGGAAUAUUUGCGGAGAAUAAAUUAGCUAACGACCACCUUUAGCCAUACUCCUACUGCUGUUGCGUAUGUCUUUGAUACUUGGUUAAAUCUAUACAAGGAGAGGUUCAUUGCUGCAUGGACCAAUAACUGUACGCAUUUUGACAAUUUGACUACAAAUAGGGUUGAGAGCGCACAUGCAAAGCUUAAGAAACAACUGGGUUGUUCACUGGGUAAUUUCGAUUCUUUAUGGUCGAAAAUUCAUUCACUUCUGGAGUUGCAUUUUACUGAGAUAAAGGCCUCAUUCGAGAAGAGCGCAACUGUAGUACAACACAAGUUUAGGCCUUCACUCUUUAAAGAUAUCCGGGGAUUAGUAUCCACCUCAGCACUUGAUCUGAUUUUAGAGCAACUUCCUUUUGUAGAGAGUCUUGGGGCAUCAACAGAGUUGUGUGGUUGUUUGAAUAGACGCAUACACGGUCUUCCAUGUGCUCAUGAGCUCGCUCACUAUGUGAGAGAUGAAGUUCCGAUCCCUUUAUCAGCUUUGGACACUCAUUGGAAGAGGCUUCACAUAAUCCCACGUGAUCAACCACAAAUUCCUGACUUUAUUCUAGAAUUAAACAGGUUCGUGGACAAAGUCAUGAAGGAAGAUAGUGCCAAGUGGCCAUACUAUGCAAGAAAGAUUCGAGAAAUUUUCGAUCCCAAUACAACACACUUGGUAGAGCCUAAAGAGAAGGUAAAGACACGAGGUAGAGUUUCGAAGAAGGACAAGUCAACACGCCGAAAACCAUCUGCAUUUGAGCUUGUUGAUGUUCCAUGCGU